UUUCUUUUCUUUUUGAAAAAAGUGGGUGCGCUAAACGAGGAUCACAUUAGACUGAACAUAAAACUUUGAUGCAGUUCGUUAUUUCUUUAUUUUUUUGUCAGUGUGCGUUAUUAUAAGAUUUUGAUGCAGCUCAAAAGGCUGUCCGUUUCAAUUUGGAUCACACAUUAAUUCUCCUAGUAGCAAUUUAUAGCCUAAAUAAAAAACGCGAAUCGAAACGGCAAUCGAUCGUCAACCAUGCAUGUCAGGUAAAACAACACACCAUGAGAAAACUGGCAGCGCUCAUGCUCAUCCUAGGUGGAGCUCUGGGUGUCUCUGCGCGUGUGCCAUGCGCUGGCGCUGCUGCUGCCGCCGCCUGCAGGAGUGCAUCCAUAACAUCCCUCCCCUCAACCUUCUCUUCCUCCACUUCUUCUCCGACGCAUCAGCAGCUCUCUCAGGUGGCGGAGUACGUAGCAGCACCGGCGGAGGCUUCUGCACCUUUAUCCAUGGCCUCCAUCUCCGUCCCCGACCCCGUCCCUUCCGCAACCGAGGACGCCGAGAACAUUAGGAAAGCAGCAGUGCAAGGAUGGGGCCCCGACAAGAAGGCGCUGAUGGAGAUACUGGGCCACCGGACGGCGGCGCAGCGCGCGGAGAUCGCCGCGGCCUACGCGGGCCGCUACAACGAAUCCCUCCUCGACAGACUCCACUCCGUGCUCUCCGGCGACUUCCGGAGCGCGAUGAUGCUGUGGACGGCGGACCCGGCGGCGCGUGACGCCAAGCUUGCCCACAAGGCCAUGAAGAAGAAGGGCGAGCGGUACGUGUGGGUGCUCAUCGAGGUCGCCUGCGCGUCGACGCCGGACCACCUCGUCGCCGUCAGGAAGGCCUACCGCGAGUCGUACCCCGCCUCCCUCGAGGAGGACGUCGCCGCGUGCCCGCUCUACAAGGACCCCCGCGUCAAGCAGUUCUUGGUGCGCCUGGUGAGCUCGUACCGGUACUCCGGCGAUCUCGUCGACGACGAGCUGGCGAGGGCGGAGGCCGCGGAGCUGCACGACGCGGUGGUGGCCAGGAAGCAGCUGCUGCACGGCCAAGUCGUGCGCAUCGUCAGCUCCAGGAGCAAGCAGCAGCUGCAGGCCACGUUCGAGCGGUACAGGCAGGACCGUGGCAAGGCCUUCGACGAGGUACUGGAGGAACGCCGCAGCGACCAGCUCGCGGCGAUGCUCAAGACAGCGGUGUGGUGCUUGACGUCGCCGGAGAAGCACUUCGCGGAGGUGAUCCGGAGGUCCAUCGUCGGGCUCGGUACGGAUGAAGAAUCCCUGACGAGGGUGAUCGUUUCGCGCGCCGAGAUCGACAUGAAGAAGGUGAAGGAGGAGUACAAGGUCAGGUACCGCACGACGGUUACCAGCGACGUCAACGGCGACACUUCCGGAUACUACAAUUCCAUCUUGCUCACUCUAGUAGGCCGUGAGUGAAUGAGCAUGGCCACGAGUGAUCCUUGUUGGCUCAAGUUGAGACCGUAGUGCAAGCUCAUCAAAGAAGGUGGUGUGGCCAAUUUGACAUCUACAACUAUAGAAGGCACUAAAGCUGGAAAAAAAAUUGCUGCAGUCCGACUGCAAACUAAAAUGUUUGCAGUCCCUCAUAAAAAGGAAGAUAGACAUCACUUAGUUGUGUUAUUGCUUCUGCGGGUGAAAUCUAUUCUCCUUUUUGUGAGAGGCUGCAAACAUUUUGGUUUGCAACCGGACUGCAGCAAAAAAAUUUCCCUAAAGCUUUAACUUUUCUAGUCAUUGUUAAUUGUACCAUUCGAGACUUUGGUAGGCCAAGUAUCUCUCUUUUGAUGCCGCUAGUGCUAGACAUAAACCAGGUUGUUCCAAGAAUUGGCAUAAAAUGUAUAAGGUUGUCUUCAGCAACGUCAUCUAUAUCCAUCCUCUAUAUCCGUUAUUUA
This is a messenger RNA of Zea mays, 1915 nucleotides long. Its product is annotated as annexin-like protein RJ4. Gene Ontology annotation, molecular function: calcium-dependent phospholipid binding; phosphatidylserine binding; calcium ion binding. The transcript is spliced from 5 exons. NCBI's taxonomy places the organism in Eukaryota, Viridiplantae, Streptophyta, Magnoliopsida, Poales, Poaceae. The record is from RefSeq and is a predicted model, not a curated record. Gene Ontology annotation, biological process: response to water deprivation; response to salt stress; response to heat. The coding region runs from base 261 to 1445 and encodes 394 amino acids. Gene Ontology annotation, cellular component: cytoplasm; plasma membrane.